Molecule: messenger RNA, 903 nt
Organism: Polychytrium aggregatum
Lineage: Eukaryota; Fungi; Chytridiomycota; Chytridiomycetes; Polychytriales
Product: Alpha/Beta hydrolase protein
Exons: 4
Coding region: 1-903 (300 amino acids)
Cellular component (GO): membrane
Molecular function (GO): palmitoyl-(protein) hydrolase activity
Source: RefSeq, a predicted model, not a curated record
AUGGAUGGGAUGCGCUUCCUGAUCCUUUGGGGCUGCUAUUGCUCCGUUCGAGUCUAUCCCGCCGACUAUCCGCCCGACUCGCGGACCAACGUCCCCGAUCCCUCGCAAUUCAGGAUGCACGACUUCCAGGAAGAGUACAUCACCACCCCCGACGGCGUCAAGCUACAUAUGUAUGUCAUCUAUGCACGCAAGUCCAGCGCCCGUUUCGACAUCCGCUCCUUCAGCUCCACCAAUAUCUCGGACUACACCCUGCUCUAUUUCCACGGCAACGGAGGCAAUAUGGGCCAUCGUCUGCCGGUUGCAGCCCAGUUUCUGGAAUCCUUAAAGUGCAACAUCGUCAUGCUCUCGUAUCGAGGCUACGGCAAGAGCGAGGGCAAGCCCGACGAAACUGGACUGAAAACGGACUCGUACUGCGCCCUCGACUUUAUCAAGCAGCAUCCUCUCCUCAAAAGCACCAGGGUUGUGCUCUACGGCCAGUCCCUGGGUGGUGCCGUUGCCGUCCAUCUGGCCUCCAAGCGGUCGCCGGAUAUUGCUGGCCUGAUCAUCGAGAAUACCUUCCUGAGUCUGCCCAAGCUGAUUCCCCACCUGAUGCCCAUGCUUCGCUAUCUCUCGUUUUUGUGCCAUCAAGUCUGGGAUUCAGAGAGCGACAUUCAGCUGGUCGAUCCCACCGUCCCGAUGCUUUUCCUGAGCGGCAGCAGAGACCAGCUCAUCCCCCAGAGUCAUCUGCGACAGCUUUACGUGACCGCAGCCAGGAGCAUGCAAAGCAAAGACCGCCGACUUGCCGUUGUCCAGUGGUCCGAGUUCCCCAACGGCGCCCACGACGACACAUGCAUCCAGUCCGGAUAUUUCGAAGCCAUCCAGGAGUUUUGGUGUCAGCACAUUGUCGAGCCCGCGGCGCUAUAG